AUGACGACAAAAUUUAUUUUUCUGUUUCUAGUGCUGUUUACAAUUAUUACUUAUGUGGAAGGUGUAAUUGUUGACGAAAGCAGUGAUAUCGAAUUGGCGGACAAUAACAGAUUGAUUUCUUCAUUUCCAAAUCAUAUAAACAAUAUGGAUAGCAAUAAUAUAGUCAAUAAAUCCGUUACAAUUAUUGUCAAUGCUACCUCUAAUAUGGACUCAAUUCUGAAAAUCUCUUCCACAUUCAAUAAAAUCGAAGAAUUGGAAAACAGUACUGUUAUAUUAAACAAUAAUACCAAAAACUCAAACAAUAAGAUUCUCAGUGUGAAAUCUGCGAAUAAUAUUACUGAAGAAUUGAUGAGAAAGAAUAUGACGAAAUUAACGAUACGUUCACUCGAAAACUCUCAACCAGUAGAUAAUGAGAGCUUUCCGGAACGAUCUCAAAGUGUUCCGGAAAGUACAUGCCAUGAUAGUCAAAAACUUUGCACAUUUUGGGCUACCAUUGGUGAGUGCAAUACAAAUAAGAGAUGGAUGGAGUCUAAUUGUCCAGUUGCAUGUAGCAAAUGUCAAACUGCUGCAAAAUGCAUGAAUAAGCAUGCAUUAUGUUCAUUUUGGUCAUCCAGCGGUGAAUGUGAAAUGAAUGCAGUAUGGAUGCAUGUCAAUUGUCCUCGAUCAUGCAUGCUCUGCAACGAUUCUCACUUUAAUUUCAAUCAAGUUAGAAAUUUCAAUUUUUUGCCACAAAAAAAAGAAGACUGUCCUAUUAUUACCAAAGAAGAUACUUCUAUACGUCAUACAAUAUCGAUCGCUGAUGUACGCAAAAAGAAUGCUCGAUUUGGAUGUGUUUCACAGCUCGAUCGAAAUAAUUGCAAACAAAAUUUAUGCUAUCAUCUCAGAUAUCGAACUUUUGAUGGUACAUGCAAUAAUUUACGAUCACCACAAAACGGUGCUGCUUUUUCAGCUUACAUUCGUUUGGAAUCACCGCGAUAUGAUAAUGGAAUAAAUGCGCCAACAUCGUCAAUUCGAAAAACACGACCAAUAGCACGCGAAGCAUCACGUUUAAUGCUCACGUCAGAUAAACAAGUUACAAGUGAUUCGAAUGCCUUACUAAUGCAAUGGGGUCAAUUUCUAAGUCACGACAUGGCCAAGACAACAACUCUAAACAACCAGGAAUGCGCAUCUUGUGAACCUAAUUCUAAAUGCACCAAUGUUUUCCUAUCAAGACGUGAUCCAACAUUUGGUCGUUUCCAAUGUUUACCGGUAGCUCGAUCUACUCCCCUGUGUGGUACCGGACAAUCGUCUCCUCGAGAACAAUACAAUGAAAAUUCAGCAUAUCUCGAUGAUUUACGGCUCUUCCGAUUUGGAUCAAUUUAUGUUCCGGCAAGGAGCUUUCAUGAAGACAAAGAUUAUUCGAGAUCGCGUAUUCCUCCUAUCGAUAGCAAUCAAAAUAUUAUCGCCGGUGAUGAUCGAGCCAAUAUAUUUGUCGGUUUAGCUGCAUUCCAUGUACUUUUUGUUCGAGAACAUAACAGGAUAGCAUCAGAAUUACAAAUCUUAAAUAAAAAUUGGGAUCAGGAUCGAAUUUUUCAAGAAACACGACGGAUUAUUGGAGCUGCUAUACAACACAUUACAUAUAAGGAAUAUUUACCUCGUAUAUUAGGCAGUAAAUUUAAUGAAUUAAUUGGUGAUUACGAAGGUUAUGAUGAAAAUGUUGAUGCAACUAUCAGUAACGAAUUUACUGGAUGUGCUUUCCGAUUUGGACACGGAAUGAUACAGGAAUUUUAUCCAUUUCUUGAUGAGAAUUUUCGUCGCAUUGGUGGCAUAUCGUUUAAUGAUGGCAUGUUCAAAAGUAUUCAUGUCUUUGCGCAUGGAAUUGAUCCAAUUAUUCGUGGUUUGAUAAGUUUACCAGCAAAGAUGCCACAAAGACUUACUCCAGCAAUAACUGAACGGAUAUUUGGUAAUUCUGAUCUUGGUUCUAUCAAUAUUCAGCGUGGACGUGAUCAUGGAAUACCUGGAUAUGUUGUUUGGCGGAAAUUUUGUAAAAUGUCGAAAGUACGAACGUUCGAUGAUCUCAACACCACAAUUAAAGAUCCAAUUUUGCGUUCAAACUUAAAAAUUUUAUAUGGACAUGUAGAAAAUAUUGAUUUGUAUGUUGGCGGUUUAUUGGAAGACCCACUAGAAGGUGCUUUUAUUGGACCUACUUUAGCCUGUAUUAUUUCUGAACAAUUCAGGAGAUUACGAAACGGUGACAGAUUUUAUUAUGAAAACUCGGAAAUUUUGACGAAAUUUCAAAUUGAGGAGAUCAAAAAACUCAGUCUUGCAAGAAUAAUCUGUGAUUCGGGUGAAAAUAUCCGACAAAUACCGUUAGAAGCAUUUAAUCGAAGCGAAGCACUCGACUUAAUACCAUGCGAUAGGAUACCUUCGCCAAAUUGGAACCUUUGGAAAGAUGAUUAA
This is a messenger RNA of Brugia pahangi, 2439 nucleotides long. The record is from the annotation of a GenBank genome assembly. Lineage: Eukaryota; Metazoa; Nematoda; Chromadorea; Rhabditida; Onchocercidae.